This is a messenger RNA of Nicotiana tabacum (common tobacco), 2821 nucleotides long. The record is from RefSeq and is a predicted model, not a curated record. NCBI's taxonomy places the organism in Eukaryota, Viridiplantae, Streptophyta, Magnoliopsida, Solanales, Solanaceae.
UGGCUCUCUUUCUCAACUCAGUUUUCAGUUUAAGUUCCCACAGUAAUGAAUUUUGCUCCUUCCAAUGGACACCAUCGUUAACUCGGCGCUCGAAGAAAUCUGCGCGCAUGGCGAAUCCGGUCUCCCUCUCUCUAAACUCUGGCAAAAGCUACGGCCUUCAAUUUCAAAUCAAGGCAUUAAACUUUGCCCAAACGUCAAAAAGGUCAUUUGGUCUAACCUUAUUGACAUUCCAGGCCUUAAAUUCGAAUCCCAUGGCGUUGUUUAUAAUUCUCAGGAGGAUAAUUGUAUUCGUUCAGUGGAGCAAAGUGAGCGAUUGAAUUUGAAAAUCGUGGCGCCGGAUUAUAUGUGUGAUAAUUUCGUUGGAAUUUAUGAUAUUGAAGCCUCUGAUGCUAAGCUUUCUAAGCCUGAACGUCGUGCUCUUGGUUGCCUCGCGACUCUUAGAGGAAAUGGAAUCGCCCAAAAUGAGCUUGGUAAAGACUUUGACAUUAAAGGAAAUGACAUGUUCUACAUAUUGAAGAAGCUUGAAAGCCGAGGAUUGAUUGUCAGACAGUCAACAAUUGUUAGGACAAGAGACAUGGACGGAGAAGGGGACUUGAAAAAAAAUCCAGUUAAUACCAAUAUGCUCUACUUAUCACGCUACGCAAAGAAUUUGGGUAGUCAACAAAGGCUUGAGAUAACCAAGGGGGAUAAUUCCUUGGCGGAUAGUGAGAUCAUUGAUGGAAGAGAUGAAAAUAGUGGUGGUGUCGCUGAGGAAUCUUUUAAAGUAGAUGUGCAUGUAAAAGAUUUUCUUCCGGAACUAGAAGCUAUCUGUGAUAAGCUUGAAAAAACUGAAGGAAAGGUCCUUGCUAUAACAGAUAUCAAGCAAGAACUUGGUUACCGAAUGACUUCCGGGCAUAGGCGAUGGAGAUUUGUUCUCAACAAGCUGAAGGAAGCUCAAGUGGUGAAGAAGGAAAAAGUCAUAGUAGACGGGAAGGAACUCGAGUGUCUAUAUCUAUUAAAGGCGUUUUCACGAAAACAUUUUGAGCCAAAAUCUAGCAUGCGUGGAUGUGAUGAUCUUGAUAAUGAAACAGCAAUGAAAAAGGCCAAGAGAGGUCACAUUUCGGACCUGCUUUUAGAGCUUCCUAUAGAGCAUCAGAUUUACGAUAUGGUUGAUGCUGAGGGAGGUAGAGGGUUGCCAUUCAUUGAGGUGUGCAAAAGGCUGGGAAUAAACAACAAACAACACUAUGGUCGGCUGUUUGAUAUUAUUAAUAGAUUCGGAAUAUAUAUGGAGCCAGAACUCAUGAACAAAGCCAAGGGUUACCGACUCUGGACGCCUGGAAACCGUAAUCCUGGAGCUUCAACUAUCACUCUGAAUGAACCAGUAGUAGACCCUUCAGAAAUUUCUGGUUGCACUCCACUUGGAACAGAUUUAGAGUUUCAAGAGAACUCGGCAUUAACCAUACAAGCAGUGGAUGCUUCAGUUCCUGAAGAUGACAGUGUAGCUAAUAGCGAAACUGUAAACACAGGAAUCAAACCAAAAGUUUCUGAUGGCUUGGUGCUGGAUGAAAAGGAUGAAUCUGUCCCACUUUUUCUGAGCAGAUCACCGGACUCGACCAUCAAGGUAAGCAGUACCACUUCUGAUCCAGAGUUACAGCCUGUGACUGCAGCAUCACUGAAUGUUGCGCCAGUGGAAGCGCUGGCUCUUGCUGUGCCUUCACCUUCAAGACGCCGAUCUUAUCCAAGGUAUCCCUGUCUUACAUUUGAUGCAGCCAAUGCAAAGAGGGAGCAGUGGAUACUUAAACUUCUACAGGAGGAGAAGUUCCUGGUCAGAUCAGAGCUAUACAGACGGAUUCAGGAUCUUGAGAAGGAGAAGACGACAAUGACAGACAGAAAGACCUUAGAUCGUUGUCUGAAUAAGCUCUUGCAAGGAGGACAUUGUAAACUUAUCGUUGUUUAUGUCCCUGUUCUAACAAAUUGCAAAAACAGCCGUCGGAUACAGGUGGUUUUGCACCCUUCGGUUUCUACUGUAUCUGCUGAACAGAUUCAUGAGAGAUUCAGGUCUUUUGAGACACAAAUUCGCACUCAAUCCUCUUCUCAAUUGGAAAAGGGAGAGCCAAUUCCUCAACUGAAUGAUCUCACCAGGACCCAUAAAAGCAUAAAAUUGGAUAACCAAGCUGAGCGAGCUGAAGCCAUGCGUGCAAAUGGAUUUGUACUGGCCAAGAUGGUUCGCACAAAGCUUCUUCACGUCUAUCUGUGGGAAUAUGUGAAUAGUUUGCCUUGUUGUGAUGAUGAUUUGUCAUCUUUUAAAAACGGUCAUGACCUAAAAAAUCCUCAUAGUACAUGUAAAUUAAUUGAUCUAAAUGCAGCCAUUAAGGCCAUGCCGCUUGAACUGUUUUUACAAGUUGUUGGAUCUACUCAGAAGUUUGAGGAUAUGAUAGAGAAAUGUAGAAAUGGGUUUUGCCUUUCUGAUCUUCCUCUGCUGGAGUACAAGCGUCUGAUGGAUAUCUUAGCGAUUGGACGACUAUCAUGGUUGAUUGACAUUUUACGACGUUUGAAGUUGUUUCGGCUUGUAUGUGGUGGACAUCCAGAAAACACAGAAAAUCUCCCUCAUACUACUCUGACUCAUGCAUUGGAGCUUAAACCUCACAUUGAGGAACCUGUUUGCUCAGUGGGUUCAUCUCAUGUUAUUCAUUGUCCAGAUCUUCGCCCUCAAAUCAGACAUGAUUUUGUUCUUUCAAGUAGAAAAGCUGUUGAGGAAUACUGGAACACUUUAGAGUAUUGCUAUUCUGCCAGUGAUCGUAAAGCCGCUUUGCAUGCAUUCCCCGGCUGCGCAGUUAAUGAG